Aedes aegypti (yellow fever mosquito) is the source of this 1803-nucleotide messenger RNA. Its product is annotated as zinc finger protein 850. The record is from RefSeq and is a predicted model, not a curated record. The transcript is spliced from 2 exons. Gene Ontology annotation, molecular function: chromatin insulator sequence binding; zinc ion binding. Gene Ontology annotation, cellular component: chromosome; nucleus. Gene Ontology annotation, biological process: regulation of transcription by RNA polymerase II. Lineage: Eukaryota; Metazoa; Arthropoda; Insecta; Diptera; Culicidae. Bases 44 to 1723 code for a protein of 559 amino acids.
CAAUCAAUGUUUUCAUUCUUUCGAUUUUUGUUUUUAUCGCGCUAUGUUUAUAAGACGGCGGCGGACAGGUUUUCCAUGGAUUUGCAAUUUGCCGAUAAUAAUAGUAAAAAAUCAAAUUUCGUGUUCUAAACUUACGAAUAGUAUGGAAUGUGCCAGCUUGGGAGGCGUCUGCCGAUGUUGUCUCACAAGUUCCGGUGAAUUUUCAUCAAUUUACGAAAUAUACAACGAUUACUACCUACCGAAAGUGAUCCACGCCUGCACUGGAUUGACCAUUCACCAAUCGGACGGGCUUCCGGAAGUGCUAUGCGAUGCGUGUCUCUCAAAGCUGGUCGUAUCCUACGAGACUCGUCGUCUAUUUCUCCGCUCGAACUGCCAACUGAAAGAACAGCUGAAUCGACUUAAGCUGCCUGAGGAGCAGAUUCUAGGGGAACUUAAUGGCACUGAAGUUAAAUACGAGGAGACCACGACUCUGGCGGAGGACAGUGGGAUCAUUCUGGAUAGCGGACCAAUCACGACAUGGGACAAUGAGAUUAAUAUGCACAUCGAGCAGCUGCAGGACGGUAGCAGUGAACUGGCCAUUAAUGUUGAGGAGGAUUCCCUGGAUGAGCUAGUGACUGAGAAGUGCGAGAAUCUGGAGAAAGGUGGCUUUAGUUUUCCGCUUGUGGAACCACUUGAUAAGGGUUUGGAGGAUGGUAGUAUUUCUAUCGCGAACGAAAGGACUGAAGAUGACCUUUAUGAAAUAGAAGAUUUUUCACCGUAUUCCGAUAGCAGUGAAAGUUAUCCAGAGCGAAUCAAUUCUGGCCAAGUUAAGGAUGAAAAAGAAGAAUCACAGGAUUGCUCAAUCUGUGGGAAAACUUUCAAGAGUGCACGGCUACUGCAGCGACAUAUUCGAUACCACAAUAAUGGUAAAACAGAUUGUCCCAUUUGCUCGAGAAGUUUCACCCACACCAGUAAUCUAAAAAGGCACCUCAACUCCCACAAACCUCCAGAGGAAGGGUUUCCCUGUUCCAAAUGCUCAGGAAGGUUUGAGAAAGGACACCAACUAUACAACCAUCUCAAAGUUCACAAAUCACCCAAAAAUUCAGACUCCUAUCGCAUGCAAUGUGAACAAUGUGAAAUGGAAACCACUUCCUUGGCUGGUUUCGUAUAUCACAUGUCCACUGAACACAAUAUCCCAAAGGAUCAGGUGAAGGCAUUCCGCUGCCAUCUCUGUCCGAUACGAUUCGUUUCCAAGCAGGGCAUGUUCAGACACAUCCAAGGCAUCCAUCAGAAUCAGAAACCCGCUCAAAAUCCCUCGAGAAGAUUCCUCUGUACCGAAUGUGGUAAAUCCUUCCGUCGGAUGAAGCAUCUGGAGGCGCACAGCAACUCCCACGCCGGCAUCCGGCCGUACCGGUGCGAAGAAUGUGGCCUGGCGUUUGCGCAGAAAUCCGGCCUCAACAUCCAUUUCCGGGUGAAGCACCAACACCAGAAGGUUCACGCCUGCAAGAUUUGUCGGAAGUCCUUUGCUCAAUCCACUCAUCUAAAAGACCACGAGUUGAUUCACACCGACCGGAAGGAGCACGAAUGUCCGGUUUGCAAGCACCGGUUUCACGUGAAGAGCAACUUGAUGGCACACAUGAAAACGCACCGGAGGCAUCCCUACUGCUGUCGGGAUUGUGGGAAGGAGUUUACGCAAAGUGUGCGGCUAGAGCAGCACAUGGCGACCGAACACGAGAAGAAGUAGCUCCUGAGCCAUCAGGUGAGUCAGCCCAAAGAAUACCAAAGAUUUUUAGGAUUAAGAAUGGUAAUACAAACUUGAAUGGA